AUGGUUUCAAGUUCUCCUCCACAGCCAAAAGAAAUUCCAUCAGACGAAAAAUGUGCCGAGAACGGUCCUCGUCGCAAGGCCAAAUGGUGGUACUCGACUUUUCACACGGUCACGGCCAUGGUCGGAGCCGGUGUACUCAGCUUGCCUUAUGCCAUGGCUUACUUAGGAUGGGGACCGGGAAUGGUUGUGAUGGUAUUGUCAUGGUGCAUCACGUUGAACACCAUGUGGCAGAUGACCCAACUGCACGAGUGUGUCCCGGGUGUGCGGUUUGAUAGGUACAUCGACUUGGGCCGGCACGCAUUUGGGCGGGGGCUAGGGGCAUGGAUCGUGCUCCCCCAGCAGCUCAUUGUGCAAGUGGGUUGUGAUAUCGUGUACAUGGUGACCGGAGGUAAGUGUCUCAUGAAGUUCAUGGAGAUUGCGUGCUCCAACUGCAAGCCCAUUAGGCAGUCUUACUGGAUUUGCAUAUUUGGUGGGCUUCACUUUUUUCUGUCCCAGCUGCCGGACUUCAAUUCCGUGUCCGGUGUCUCGUUGGCGGCUGCGGUUAUGUCGCUUUGCUACUCAACGAUAGCCUGGGUGGGAAGCCUAAGUAAAGGCCGGUCUCCGAACGUGAGCUACGCGUACAAGCAAACCAGCCGGCUCGAUUCCAUGUUCCGAAUUUUCAAUGCUUUGGGCGAAGUCACUUUUGCCUACGCAGGCCACGCGGUGGCCCUCGAGAUCCAGGCGACCAUACCCUCGACUCCCGAGAAGCCUUCUAAAGUUCCCAUGUGGAAAGGGGCCGUCUUGGCCUAUAUUAUCAACGCCAUUUGCUAUUUUCCGGUGGCCAUUAUUGGGUAUUGGGCCUUCGGGCGAGAUGUGGCCGACAAUGUGCUAGUCGCGCUCGAGAGGCCUGCUUGGCUGAUUGCCACCGCCAACUUGAUGGUGGUUGUGCACGUGAUCGGGAGCUAUCAGGUUUAUGCAAUGCCGGUUUUCGACAUACUUGAGAGAAGCAUAGUGAAGAGAACGAGCAUUUCGAAUGGACCCGUGCUUAGGCUUAUCGUUCGUUCCGGUUAUGUUGCCUUCACACUGUUUGUUGGUGUGACUUUCCCUUUCUUUGGUGAUCUUCUUGGUUUCUUUGGUGGUUUUGGCUUUGCUCCAACUUCCUAUUUUAUAAUUUCGCACAACAAGGCUCAACGUCACCCGAGCAUUGGCCGAGCAACAGGCCCACACGUGCUCGCUGUGCCACCAGCACUCUUGGCGCGCACAACGAGAUUCACGAUAGCGGUGAGUGCAAUUAUACCUGAACAGGCUUUCGGCUUAGUUUAUCAACUCGUGCCACACCACCAUCAGAUCAUCCUUUGA
This is a messenger RNA of Striga hermonthica, 1338 nucleotides long. Lineage: Eukaryota; Viridiplantae; Streptophyta; Magnoliopsida; Lamiales; Orobanchaceae. The record is from the annotation of a GenBank genome assembly.